AUGUCGAAUAGCUUGUUACUGCUUGUAUUUCUUUCGAUCACAGAAAUUGUUCAUGAAACGAUUGCAUUACAUAAACAGAAUUCACUUCGUGCAGAUCUUAUAAAAACAGGUUCAUUGGAAUCAUACAAUAAACUGCUCAAUUUUCAAAUUCAACGGAAAAAAACUCAACGUAAAAUCGGAUUAGAUUUCGGUUUAGCUUCAAGGCCAAGAACGAUAAGCGAAACUGAUGAAAUACUAAAGAACUAUAUGGAUGCUCAGUAUUAUGGUCAAAUUUCGAUUGGUACACCAGCCCAGAAUUUCAGUGUUGUUUUUGAUGCUGGUUCAUCAAAUCUUUGGAUACCAUUCGUAAAAUGUCGUUUUUCGAAUAUUGCUUGUUGUAAGCUUAAUCUUUUCGCUAGCCUCAUUAAUCAAAACUCUUAUUGUGGCUGUGUUUCCAAAGCACAGAAAUUGGCAAUUAAUUUGCAUAUUUUGCAUGAUAUUCGGCAAUUCUAA
Messenger RNA from Loa loa (African eye worm), 492 nucleotides. RefSeq lists its product as hypothetical. Gene Ontology annotation, molecular function: aspartic-type endopeptidase activity. Lineage: Eukaryota; Metazoa; Nematoda; Chromadorea; Rhabditida; Onchocercidae. Gene Ontology annotation, biological process: proteolysis. The transcript has 3 exons. Bases 1 to 492 code for a protein of 163 amino acids. The record is from RefSeq and is a predicted model, not a curated record.